Messenger RNA from Portunus trituberculatus (swimming crab), 1953 nucleotides. It is a transcript of the gene Sgsh, whose product is annotated as N-sulphoglucosamine sulphohydrolase-like. NCBI's taxonomy places the organism in Eukaryota, Metazoa, Arthropoda, Malacostraca, Decapoda, Portunidae. Gene Ontology annotation, molecular function: N-sulfoglucosamine sulfohydrolase activity. The record is from RefSeq and is a predicted model, not a curated record. Gene Ontology annotation, biological process: heparan sulfate proteoglycan catabolic process; glycosaminoglycan catabolic process.
GGGGGACGGAGCUGAAUGAGGACAAGAGGACAGAUAAUGAGAACUCGCUGUUAGUGUGAAGCUGCCAGGCGAGGAGGCAACAAGUGAGAAGAGAGAUGCGCACUACACUGGUGGCGGUUCUCCUGGUGGCGGCGGUGGCGGCGGAGGGCGGCAACGUGUUGAUGUUGGUAGCGGACGAUGCGGGGCUGGAGCUGACGACUUAUGGCAACAAAGCGUGCCGCACGCCACACCUGGACGCCUUGGCCCGCCGCUCCACAGUGUUCUCCAGCGCCUUCACCUCCGUCAGCAGCUGCUCGCCGUCCCGCGCUGCGCUGCUCACAGGGCUGCCCUCCCACCAGAACGGUAUGUACGGCCUGCACCAGGGCGUGCACCACUUCUCCUCCUUCGACGGCGCGCGUAGCCUGUCCGGCAUCCUGGCGGCGCAUGGCCUGCGCACAGGCAUCGUAGGCAAAAAGCACGUGGGGCCCGAGGGCGUGUUUCCCUUCGAGUUCGCGCACACAGAGGAGACGGAGAGCGUGCUGCAGGUGGGACGCAACAUCACGCGCAUGCGCCAGCUGGUGCGACGCUUCCUGGCCGCCCCUGACCCGCGCCCCUUCUUCCUGUACGUGGGCUUCCACGACCCACACCGCUGCGGCCACACUCACCCCCAGUACGGCACCUUCUGCGAGCGCUUCGGGGACGGCACGCCGGGCAUGGGCGUCAUCCCGGACUGGACGCCCGAGCAGUACCGCCUCGAGGACGUGGCGGUGCCAUUCUUCAUCCAAGAUACGCCCGCCGCACGGCUCGACCUGGCGGCGCAGUAUCGCACUAUCUCGCGUCUCGACCAGGGCGUGGGCGUGGUGAUGGCGGAGCUGGCACGCGCGGGGCACCUCAACGACACCCUCGUCAUUUACACCUCGGACAACGGCGUGCCCUUCGCACGGGGCCGCACCAACCUGUACGACCCUGGCGUGGUGGAGCCCCUGCUGGUAUCCUCGCCGCGCCACCCCGCCUCCUGGGGCACCACCUCCCACGCCCUGGCCUCCCUGCUGGACCUGACGCCCACCGUGAUGGCCUGGCUGGGCGUGCCCUACCACUACUCCAUCUGGAAACACGGCGCCCCCGUCACACUGACUGGUCGCUCCCUGGUGCCCUUCCUGGCACAGCGGGACAAGACUGGCGGCAGCCGGCAGGAGAAGCGAGCGGCGCGGCGCGUGGCGCGGCGUGGGGGCGGCGAGGCGGUAUUUGCCAGUCACCAGACGCACGAGGCCACCAUGCACUACCCGAUGCGCAGCGUGCGCACGGUGGCCUUCAAGCUGAUCCAAAACAUGUACUACCGCAUGCCCUUCCCCGUGGACCAGGACCUGUACCUGGCGCCCGCCUUCCAGGACAUCCUCAACCGCACCCACGAUGGACGCCCGCUGCCCUGGCUCACCUCCCUGGACCAGUACUACCACCGCCCCCGCUGGCAGCUGUAUGACCUGCGCCGAGAUCCGCACGAGCAGCGCAACGUGGCGGGCAAGAAGCGCUACGCCGCGGCGCUCGCCACGCUGCGGGCCAGACUGCGCACCUGGCAGGACACCACGCAGGACCCCUGGCGCUGCGGCCCUGGGGCAGUGCUGGAGGACGUGGGCGCCUUCCGCCAACACCCCGCCUGCUUGCCGCUCUACAACGGCCUGUGACGUGCGAGGACCCGCCCACGCCGCCGCCCCGCUGCGCCCCACCAGGCAUCACCACCCUGAGGCAGGCCACUCCUUUACACUCCACCACCACCACCACCACCACCACCACCACCGCCACCGCCACCCACCGCUGUCACCUCCAUUCAUUCAUUUCUCAUUGAGCAGAAAGGACGAUGGCUGCUCCCCUCACCAAACAACCUCCAGAUUGAAAACACGCAAUUCAUUAUUAAACAACAAAACAAAUAAAGACUCUUUAUUUGACCACGAAAGUAACACUAAUCACAUUCCUAAG